GCUUCCGUCAGGCAGGCUCAUCUGUUCCAUACUGUUUGGAAGAAUACUAACCGUUGUCAACUUUCAUUUUCUUCAAAAUGUCCAAACUCCAGUUGUUGAAUGUGCUCGUCACUGAACGACUAACAGCAGCUGCUGUGGAGAUAUUAGGGGCCGUGGAAAAAACGGUAGCAGAGUACCAGGAAGAAAUCUCCCGUUCUUAAGACGAGAACGAUCGCCUUCAAAGGCUGUUGGACAUGGUGACGCAACCAGAGAGAAGGUUACACCGAGCAGACCCUCCGCAUCUCUCUCCAUCUGUCUCUGAAGAGGAGGUUCCACCUGAGCAGCAGCACUGUGAGCAGGAGUGGAGUCCCCAUCAUGGGCAGGACGACCCAGAGCCCACACAGAUUAAAGAGGAACAGGAGGAUCUCAGGACCAGGCAGGAGGAAAAGCUGCUCCAAGAGCUGGAGUUUGAUACCAAAGACUCUAUAUUCGAUCCUCCCUGUGUAAAUAGUGACUUGGAUCAGGAGGACCCACCUCAGCCCUCACAGCUUGACCAAACCCAAACUGUGGACAGAGAGAGGGGUACUCUACCCACCAACACAACUGAAGAGAUCAAAACAGAACCUGAUGGAGAGGGCUACAGAGUACCAGAACCAACCAAUGACACUCAGGCUCUGUCAGUAAAUCCAGACUGUUCUGCAAAGGAGAAACCAUGUUGGUGUAAAGACUGUGGUAGAGGCUUCUACAAUAAUAUAGGCUUGACUAAUCAUAUGAGGAUACACAUGUGGGAAAAACAAUUUCACUGCAAAGACUGUGGCAAAUGUUACAAUAACAAAGGAAACUUAACCGGCCAUGCAAGAGCUCACAUAGGGGAUAAUUCUAAUUGGUGCAAAGAUUGUGCCAAAUGGUUUGGCAACAAAGGAAACUUGACCAUGCAUAUAAAAAGUACACACGGGCCUAGAGAGGAAAAUUCUUAUCAGUGCAAAGACUGUGGCAAAUGCUUCAACAAGAAGGCAAAAUUUACUAGACAUAAAAUACUACAUGCAGCGAAAAUUCAUCGGUGUAAAGACUGUGACAAAUGUUUAAGCACAAAGGUUUACUUAAUCAGACAUACAAAGCUACACUCAGGAGAAAAUCCUUAUCACUGUAAAGACUGGCCAAUGUUUCAAAGGUAAGGAAAACUCUUGACCCUCCAUACAAUAUAUCACACAGGGAAGAAAGCUCACCGUUGUAAAGAAUGUGGCAAGUGCUUCAACAAAAUGGGAAAUUUGACCAUCCACAUGAGAUCUCACACAGGGGAGAAAUCAUAUCAGUGCAAAGACUGUGACAAAUGUUUUCCUUAUAGGACAGGCUUGAUAAUGCAUACCAUGAUUCACAAAGGGGAGAAAUCAUUUUGAUGUAAUGCCUGUGGCAAAAGCUUCAGACAGACAGCAGCUCUGGGAAGACAUAUUAAAAGUUGUCACAGCAAGUAGAGAUAAUGUUUUAACUGUAAGAAUCACUUGACACUUGACUGACCAUACCUUAUCUCACACAGGGGAGAAAUUAUAUGGCUUCAUAGUCUGUGGAUAACGCUUGAAUCACAGUGGGCUCUUGACCAAGCAUAUGAUGUUAAAUACAGGAAUGUAAUUGUAUUGCUGUAAAAAAAUGUUUCAGUUGCUCAUUAGCUUUCAUGCUAUAAUAUGAGAUAUCAUACUGGGGAGACAUCCUAAAGGUAUCCUGUGUGAAAUAAAGGCCUUAUCACAAUGAGCCAUUUAAAAGAU
Coregonus clupeaformis (lake whitefish) is the source of this 1739-nucleotide messenger RNA. RefSeq names its product zinc finger protein 846. The transcript has 2 exons. Lineage: Eukaryota; Metazoa; Chordata; Actinopteri; Salmoniformes; Salmonidae. Bases 234 to 1154 code for a protein of 306 amino acids. The record is from RefSeq and is a predicted model, not a curated record.